CCCCCCCGUGUCUGUUGAUUCGUUCAAGUUUAUGUGGUGGCCGGCCUUUGCUUUUAGCAACGCAUUGUUGUUGUUGUCGUUCCUUACUUCCAACUCGUCGCUUCUCUUUCUCUUCUCCUCUCGUCUCGUUCCUCCCUUCCUCCCUUCCUGUCCUGUCCAAUACUUUCCUUUGUUUUUUUUCUUUCACUCUUUUAUUCGGUAUUUCCAUUGUCCUUCUCGCUGCUGCGUUUUCUUCUCCAUUUUGGCGUUUCCGAUCCGUACCUCUAGUCAGAUAGUUCCGCACACAGGCCAUGUGCGGAUGUGGGUGUGGGUCGGUGGAUGCUGGUUCGAGGGGGGUGCAGUGUGUCGUUGGCGAUAGCGAAGGUGAUAGUAGUAGUGUUGUUGGAUGAUGAGCUGUACAUCCAGAGGCGUCUGUUGCGUGCAGAUGCUAAAAAUGUUUUCUUCUAGCGUCCUGUUCAAGAGGUGCUGCGAGUGAUAACUGCGAUGCCACGUGAUGCUACGUGAUCGUGCAACCGUCGGGAUUGCGGGAUGUCGGGAUGUCUUUACCGCCCGAAGAGAUCCCACCGUUGCAGACGGCUCCUUUGCCAACACCUCUCCA
Molecule: messenger RNA, 598 nt
Organism: Tricharina praecox
Lineage: Eukaryota; Fungi; Ascomycota; Pezizomycetes; Pezizales; Pyronemataceae
Exons: 1
Coding region: 32-358 (108 amino acids)
Source: RefSeq, a predicted model, not a curated record